AUGGCCCCUCGUCCAGUUCGUAGACGGCCGACGCGGUUCUCCGUCAGAGAACCCGACACACCAUCAAAUUCAAACCCGCUCACCUUUCAAAAACCAAACCUCCCCCCGCUUCAGGGAACCCCGAGCUCCAGAAGACAGUAUUCGUACGGCGCGGAGGUUGAGCCCAUGCCGUCACGACCUGGUCAUGGUCUUUCAAGAAACCAAGCUCGAGAUAUUGGCAGUGCGGUCAGAAACGUGCUCAAGGCACCCGGCGUGAAUGAUGAAGAAGAAGACCACCACCAAGACCGGCAGGAAAAGACUCAAAAGCCGCAAGGUCCGAAACUUGCCCAGCCAGAACUCGAUGAAUUGGCCGGGAACCAACUGUCCCAAUCACAGCAUCUGCCUUCCUAUCUCUCUGGUAAUCCCGUCACGGGACUAGCGACACGCCCUCUGCUGUCGCUGAGGAACCCCAGGCCUGAUGGUAGUGAUGGCGACGAUGCGCGAAGCUUUGGCAUUGAAAGUGAUUUCUAUGGUGAUGCAACGAUAACUUCGACGCCUAGAGCCCCACCACCUCAACGGCCAGAGCUGAGCGAUGAACUGUCAAUAGCCUCUGCCCCUGCAAACGGGAGACUCUCACAUUCAGUAGUGAACAAACUUCCUGCUGUAAUCAGUGAAGACGAAGAAGUAGACCUCGUCAAACAGCCACAGGCCGCCUACAAGGGGCCAGCGAAGAUAGUGGGACCAUCGCCAUUGCGCGCACCACCUCGCCGGCCACCGCAGCUGCCUGCUCAACAACCACGAUUUGAACAAGAAGAGGAGGAAGAAGAUGAAGAAGAAGAGGAUGAGGAAAAUGAGCAGGGCACUGACGCUACCGACGAGCACCAAGAGGGAAACGAAGAAGACGAUCUUGUUGAACAUCAGGGACCUAGACCAAUUGCCCAGACAAACACCCCAGCUCCUGGACGCUCACAGCCAGAGCUACGAGACCAUAUACAGAGGACGCGGAUGGGUGGACCGUCGCUGGCACAGGCACAGCCAAAGCCUAUACCCAGAUUGCAACCUCCAAAUACCAGCGCAAGUACGCUUAGAUCGACCGAGGGCUUGAGGUCGAACCAGGUCCGGCGCUCACAACUGUCCACCAGAGCACAAUUAGAACCUCGUCCACGAACCCACCCUGAGCGUCGAGAUCAGGGCUCCGAAGAGAACAGCUCGGAAGAUGGUCGAUGGCUUGACAGAGCGGCUGCAACUACAACAAAUCUGUUUGCGCAGGCCAAGUUUCUAGUGAAUAGCAGCCCUUUCAGUCUGGGUAGACGAUAUCCAGGUGACGAUAGCGAAAGAGAUACGGCCAUCCAAAGAGACAUCGCCCAGGCCGAAACAGAAGUCGCCCGUGAGAGACUGAGGGAAGAAAACGAGGCUGCUUAUCAACGCAGUUACCAGAGAUGGUCGUGGCUAAAGUCCUUCUUCACCCCUUUCACAGGCAGGAGGCAAAGCCAGCACGGUAACACCGCCGCUCCGGGCAGCAAUCGUCGGAGCAUGUUCGCUUUAUUACGCUUGUUGAACCCGAUGAUUUAUCUAAGGGCUAUUGUAUGGUUGAUCCAGGCAUUACUAGACUGGAUAAUGCAAGUUGUUCACUUCAUUAUCCCGGCUGGUGUUUGGGACCAACUAUCAUCAGUAUUUGGGUUUCUGCCGCAUAUACUGGCGGGAGGACUGGCAUUUGUCAUGGCAUUUGCCUUCGCAACUCAACUAGCUGGAUCAACGGACAGCGGCUGGCCCCCCCAGGUCAUGGAGGCGGCAUUGCGAACGUUUGACGAUUUACGAUACGGAGUCAGUGGCCUAAUCCCAACUGUGACUUGGCCGAAGCGAGACCGCUGGGUAGACCUCGAAAAUUUAUGGGAAGAUGAUGACUCAUCGAGAAACAAGCUCCAGCACUUUCUUAGUCGCAUGGAGGAGGAGUUCCUGACAUUAAAACGGUCGGGAAAGAUUCAUGACGCUUCUCUCAAGAAGUUGGAGAAAAUCCUUCCGAGCAUUGUCCACAUGGAUUUGAGAGACGGCAGACCAGUCAUUUCAGAGGAGUUUUGGCACGCCUUGCGAGAUUUGAUUCACGAAGACGGCGGUUUCCUAGCUUUCGACAAGUUUGGGAGCGAGUAUGCCGUGUCGUCUGACCGACAGUGGAGCGCCAUCACCUCGCGACUGCUUCGCGAUCCAGCAUUUACAAAUAAACUCAACCUGACGGCAUCCGGGAUUGAAGACAGGUUGAGCCGCAAGAUGAUCACCUUUUGGGAUAAGUGGGUCAAAGACAAUGAUGACAAGAUUGCGCAUUUGCUCGGAACAGCAGUGGAUCAGAUCAAAUCGGCUGGAUCGCAAAGGGAAUUCGAGGACCGCCUGAACAGGAUUGUCGGUGAACAGCUUGCUCAGCGGGAGGAGAAGGAGGGCCAGAAAGGCAGGUUCGUCUCUCGAGAAGAAUUCACCCGACACCUGACAAACGAAGUCGCCAGUCUGUCGUCCCAGCUCAGGGCAGAGCUUCACGAUUUACAACCGCAAAUGGAACGCUUGGUGCAACGAGCCAUCGAUGCUGCCACCCAGGAGCUCACUCACGGCAUGAGCCGAGCCGACGUGACGGCCCUCGUCAACAGUCUCAUCGACAAGGCCCUCGCCGACAUCAACCUCGAGGCCGUGGCUCUCGGCAAAAUCCACAGCCACUGGGACAACGACCUCCGCAACCAAGUCAACUACUUUGCUGUGGGAGCCGGCGCCGCAGUCGACCCCCGGCUCACGUCUGCCACCUGGGACCCUCGAGGCGCAGCCAUCACCCGCAGACGAUACGAGCAGGGUCAGCGUGGGCCGGAAGCCUUCCCGCCCAUCGCAGCCCUCGAGCCCUGGCAGGAAGAAGGCGACUGCUGGUGCGCGGCCCGCUCGGUCAACCACCGCGGCAACCCUCACGGGGCAACGCUGUCCGUCCAGCUGCGCCACUCCGUCAUCCCGCAGCACAUCGUUGUCGAGCACAUCCUGCCCGGCGCCACGACCCAGCCCGGCGCUCGGCCGAAGUCCAUCGAGGUAUGGGCCGAGAUUCUCGACCCCGAGGCCCGCGAGCGCAUUCUCGACUUUGCAUCGGUCUACUUCCCCGACGAUAAGAGUGACUGGAACUACACGCCGCCCGACUUCUCGUCGCAAUUUGUAAAGAUCACCCAGUUUGUGUACAAGGGCACAGAGCUGCACAGGGGUGUGCACGUGCACAGGCUGAACAGCGAGUUGCUUGCUCUGGGAGCGCACACGGACCGCGUGGUUGUAAGAGCCGUCAGCAACUACGGCGCGGCAAACCACACGUGUUUCUACAGGGUGAGGCUGUACGGGUUCAACGUCGAUCUGGAUCCCCGGGAGGGCGGAAACUCGUACUACUAG
Messenger RNA from Metarhizium album ARSEF 1941, 3378 nucleotides. Its product is annotated as spindle pole body-associated protein sad1. Gene Ontology annotation, biological process: nuclear envelope organization. Gene Ontology annotation, cellular component: meiotic nuclear membrane microtubule tethering complex; nuclear envelope. The record is from RefSeq and is a predicted model, not a curated record. Lineage: Eukaryota; Fungi; Ascomycota; Sordariomycetes; Hypocreales; Clavicipitaceae. The transcript has 2 exons. Gene Ontology annotation, molecular function: protein-membrane adaptor activity. The coding region runs from base 1 to 3378 and encodes 1125 amino acids.